AUGGCGGCCGCCUGGGCCCUUCGCUGGGCCGGGAGUCGACCUUGGCUGUUCCCGCCCUUCGCGCGCUGUCCCCGCCGGACUCUGCACAAGCACGUGGACGGUGCCGAGUUCCAGAGUAUCUACAGCCUGGACAAGCUGUACCCCGAAUCCAAGGGGGCAGAGACCGCGUGGAGGGUCCCGGAUGAUGCAAAGCAAGCCAGCAAUGACAUUCCUAUAGAUCGCUUGACAAUAUCUUACUGUCGGAGCAGCGGUCCUGGGGGGCAGAAUGUGAACAAAGUGAAUUCCAAGGCUGAAGUCAGAUUCCAUCUGGCCACCGCCGACUGGAUAGCGGAGCCUCUGCGGCAGAAGAUCGCCAUCAGGCAUAAAAAUAAGAUCAACAGGGCAGGAGAGUUGAUCCUGACGUCGGAAUGUAGCCGCUAUCAGUUCCGGAACCUGGCCGACUGCUUACAGAAAAUCCGAGACAUCAUCUCUGAGGCCAGCCAGGCCCCGAAAGAGCCGUCUAAGGAAGAUGCUGCCCUUUGGAAGAUCAGGGUAGAAAACAGGAAUCGGGAAAGACUGAAACAAAAGAGAAUAAACUCCGCUGUCAAAACGAGCCGAAGGGUAGAUGUGGACUGA
Molecule: messenger RNA, 615 nt
Organism: Elephantulus edwardii (Cape elephant shrew)
Lineage: Eukaryota; Metazoa; Chordata; Mammalia; Macroscelidea; Macroscelididae
Gene: MRPL58
Product: immature colon carcinoma transcript 1
Exons: 6
Coding region: 1-615 (204 amino acids)
Biological process (GO): mitochondrial translational termination
Cellular component (GO): mitochondrial large ribosomal subunit
Molecular function (GO): translation release factor activity
Source: RefSeq, a predicted model, not a curated record